This is a messenger RNA of Myripristis murdjan (pinecone soldierfish), 3527 nucleotides long. RefSeq names its product protein phosphatase, EF-hand calcium binding domain 1 (gene ppef1). Gene Ontology annotation, biological process: detection of stimulus involved in sensory perception. Gene Ontology annotation, molecular function: phosphoprotein phosphatase activity; calcium ion binding; iron ion binding. The record is from RefSeq and is a predicted model, not a curated record. The coding region runs from base 272 to 2509 and encodes 745 amino acids. The transcript has 19 exons. Lineage: Eukaryota; Metazoa; Chordata; Actinopteri; Holocentriformes; Holocentridae.
AAGAGAUGCUGCUGAAGCUGCGAGACGCGCUUUAUGCCAUGAACUCUCCAAGCAUGCCCUGAAAGGUCAUUUAUAUCUACAUGAACAUGCAGCUCAGUUUUCAUCCGGAUUUUUGACAGGUUUACGAGCAGCGCAUGGCUGGUGGGUUCCCUUCGUCAUCUGCGGAUCGUGCGGACAAGCGGCAGAUCUCAUUGCAGCAGUUACAUGACCCACUACCGCCAGCUUGUGAAACACUGACUCACGUGAUGGCUGGCUUUACCUGCUGGUGAUCAUGGGCUGUGGCACCUCCAUCACCACAGAGGCACAAGGGAAGAGACUGGAGACAGAUGAAGCAGCCAAGAACCCCAGCCCAGCUCUGACUAUGAAGGCGGCCAUUUUGAUCCAGGGGUGGUACCGGCGGUACGUGGCCCGUCUUGAGAUGAGACGCAGAUACACAUGGAACAUCUUCCAGUCCAUUGAAUACGCGGGGGAGCAGGACCAGCUGCAGCUCUCCAGUUUCUUCAGUUUCAUGCUGGACAACUUCACUCAGCUGAAUGGCAACGGGCCAGGUGAGAAGACCAACUUGAUUUCCCAGCUGCUGGACCCUGUGGUCGUCCCCUGGUUAGAGAGGGAGACCUGCUACGACCUGAUCCCUGUGCCAGAGUCCUACACCGGCCCGCGGCUGUCUUUCCCUCUCUCCGUCUCCCAUACUAAUGCUCUCCUCAGUGCCUUUAAGGAGCAGCAGUCUCUCCAUGCCAGGUAUGUGCUGCAGCUGCUGUAUGAGACCAAGAAGCUCCUCAAACAAAUGCCCAACAUCGUUCACCUGUCAACAUCCUAUACCAAGGAAAUCACUAUAUGUGGUGAUCUGCACGGGCAGCUUGAUGACUUACUUCUCAUAUUUUAUAAGAAUGGCCUUCCGUCUGCGGACACACCAUAUGUGUUUAACGGGGACUUUGUGGACCGGGGAAAAAAGUCGAUCGAGGUGGUCAUCCUCCUGUUUGCCUACCUUUUGCUGUACCCUGACUACAUGCAUCUGAAUCGAGGAAACCAUGAAGACCACAUCAUGAAUCUCAGAUACGGGUUCACAAAAGAAGUCAUGCAGAAGUACAAGACCCAUGGCCGUGAGAUUCUGCAGCUGGUCCAGGACGUGUUCAGCCUCCUGCCUGUCGCGACGGUGAUAGACAGCAAGGUCCUGAUUGUUCAUGGAGGGAUAUCAGACCAGACUGACCUUGACUUCCUCAGCACCAUAGACAGACACAAGGUUAAAUCUGCUCUGAGGUUGCCCAGGCACAGUCUGGAGCAGCUGGAUAUCAGCAGAUCCUGCAGACAGACCAAAAGAAUGAGAUCAACAGACAGCCCUCGGCCAGGCAGCUGUCACAGCCACAGCAAGAGCCAAACGACGCCCGCUCACAGAAAGCGGCGCUGUGGGCUGAGCCGGCAAGACAGCGCCUCCUCUUCCUCCUCCUCCUCGUCUUCCUCUUCCUCUCUCUGCUCCCUUCAAACUCCAUCCUGCCUCUCACCUCGCCCGUGCCCGACUUCUCCCAGUGUGCCUUACUCUAAUGAUGUCCCACAAGUGCCCUUCCUGGACUCCCUGUCCUCCAUCUCCCCUCCUUCGCCCCCUCAACAUGAACGGGAAUGGAAACAGAUAGUGGAUAUUUUGUGGAGUGACCCUAAAUCCCAGGAGGGCUGUAGUCCCAACACAUUCAGAGGAGGAGGUUGCUACUUCGGCCCCGAUGUCACCCAAAGACUGUUGCUCCAGCACGGGCUGCAGCUGCUCAUCCGCUCCCAUGAGUGCAAACAGGAGGGCUAUGAGCUCUGUCAUGGUGGACAGGUGAUCACCAUCUUCUCAGCCUCAAAUUAUUACGAGGAGGGUAGCAACCGUGGCGCCUACAUCAAACUGGGCAGAGAGCUGGUUCCCCGCUUCUACCAGUACCAGGUCAGCCACACCACCCGCAAGCUCACCUUAACACAGAGAGUACGAGCAGCUGAGGGCUCUGCUCUCAGGGCUCUGCAGGAGAAGCUGUUUGCCCAUCGGUCCGAGCUGAUGACAGGCUUCCAGCAGUAUGACCAGGACAACACUGGCUGUGUGUCGGUCAGUGAAUGGGCUCAGGUGCUGGAGUCUGUGCUGAGGCUGGACCUGCCGUGGAGGACACUGCGCCCACACCUGGCACGCCUGGCAGCAGAUGGCAGUGUGGAGUACCAGUCCUGCUUCCAGGACAUGGGCCCCGGCAUUCCACUGCCACAGGUCACUCCUAACCUGGCUGAAACUCUGUUCAGAUACAGGACGGACCUUGAGAUAAUAUUCAACAUUAUAGACAAAGACCAUUCAGGUCUGAUCUCCACCGAGGAGUUUCGUCACACCUGGCGUCUUUUCAGUGCCCACUUAGGAGUCGACAUCGACAAUAGAGCCAUCGACGACCUGGCCCGCAGUAUCGACUUCAACAAGGACGGCAGUAUAGACUUCACUGAGUUCCUAGAGGCCUUCAGAGUGGUGCAUAAACUAGACAACAAGGAUCAGCACCAUGGCUGACAGAUGGGACAAAUGGCGAGAAUGUGAAGAGAAGAGAAGUUAAUUCUGGAAGUCCUGCAUCACGAAUUGGUGGAGAAAUUAAUGCUGAAAUGGAAGUAGGAAAGAAGGGUUGAGAUAAGAUGAUUGAAGAAGAGUAUUUCUAGAACUAUUAAGGAAAAAAUCCACCCUAAAUACUUUAAGGAGCACAAAGCAAACCCAGCAAAGUUUCUUUAUUGUUUUUUCUCACGUCACUGUUUGAGUCUCAAUACUGCCCUCACCAGGUCUGUAAAGCCAAUCACACUCAUUUGAUGGUGGCAUUGUUAAUUGUCAGUUCUCAUUUUCAAAGAGAUGGAAUCAACAGAAAGUUACUCAUAAUGGUAGAAAAUGUAAUACUGCGCUUUCAAUCUGGUUGGUCGAGAUCCACGUCUUAUUUACUAUGACAUCACAAGAGGCUGAGCAUUAAAAAAGGUAGCCACAACGUUAUUUCAGCACUUAAUUUGAGAUAAAAAAGAAUAUUGUUGCUUCAAAAUUGUAACUGUUGAAUAAAAUCAACAAUUGUGCUCAUUAUUAAUACCUUUACAUGAGAAAAUCUAAGUAAGGAAUAGGUCUUUUGAGUUUAUUGGAAAUGAUUUAGUCUCUCUAAUUAGGCACCUGGAGCAGACAAUAUAUAUUUAUUUUAUUUUAUUUUAUUGAUUAUAGCUUGAGACUUUUGGUUCAUCACAAAUGGUUUUGUGCAUUGUCCAGCUAGUGAGAAAAUGAGUCUAUACUAACAGCAACUGUUAAAGGACCAUAUCAGUGAUUCCACACAUUUUUCAUGGUGUCUACUAAAUGUAUGUACAUCACAUUCCUGCUAAUCUUUUCCCAAAGCACGCAGUAGUAUUUUAGAACUCCCACAUCAUCUUUCCUAUGUUUUAUCCAACCGCUGGUUUCCGUUAAUUCCACUAGGAUAUGAAAAUGAACUUUCAGAGACUUCAAACUUUCUUCACACCAGUACUCCAUCACUAUAAUAAAGUCGUCCACAUUAGUUUCCCUAAAAGCA